AUGAUUUCACGAUUAAGUGUAUCAACACUAUCACGAUUGUUGUGUUCAAAUUGUGCUCCAAUUUCAUCAGUUACUUAUCAACAUCGAUCAGCUUCUACCAAUUCGAAUCUCAAUGAAGUUGUUAUAGUCAGUGCUGCUCGUACGCCCAUUGGCUCAUUUCGUGGAAGUCUUGCAUCUGUAUCAGCCACUAAACUCGGUGCUACAGCUAUAAAAGCAUGUUUAGAACGUGCAAAAAUACCAGCGAAUCGUAUACAAGAAGUUUACAUGGGUAAUGUUGUUCAAGCUGGUACUGGUCAAGCGCCAGCACGACAAGCGUCAAUUUAUGCUGGUUUACCACAGGAGACUAUUUGUACAACAGUGAAUAAAGUAUGCGCCAGUGGUAUGAAAGCUAUUAUGAUUGCUUCGCAAAGUCUCAUGUGUGGGCAUCAAGAUAUAAUGAUUGCUGGUGGUAUGGAAAGCAUGUCAAAUGUGCCGUACUAUCUUGCACGAGGCGACACACCUUACGGCAAUAUUCAAUUAGAAGAUGGCAUUGCUAAAGAUGGUCUAACCGAUGUUUACGAUCGAGUUCCAAUGGGUUUAUGUGCAGAAAAAACGGCUAAAAAUGAAAAAUUCAGUCGUGCAGAUCAAGAUGCUUAUGCUAAACAAUCCUAUGAACGAGUAGCUAAAGCAUGGAAAGAAGGAAAAUUUAAUGCUGAAAUCGUUCCGGUUACUGUGACAACAAAGAAAGGUGAAAUACUUGUGAAAGAGGAUGAAGAAUAUAAGAAAGUUGAUUUUGAAAAAAUGAAAACGUUAAGAACUGUUUUUCAAAAAGAUGGUACAAUAACAGCAGCGAAUGCAUCGAAAAUUAAUGAUGGUGCUGCUGCAUGUUUAUUAAUGACACGUCGAGCUGCUGAAGAACUUGGUUGUAAACCGUUGGCUCGUAUUGUUGCUUUUGCCGACGCUGCCGCGGCCCCAAUGGAUUUCAGUACAGCACCAGCUUUGGCUAUUCCUAAACUUUUGAAAUUAGCCAAUGUUCAUAAAAAUGAUAUUGCCAUGUGGGAAAUCAAUGAAGCAUUCAGUGUCGUCGCAUUAGCUAAUGGCAAAUUAAUUGGCAUUAGUAAUGAUAAAUUGAAUAUACAUGGUGGUGGUGUUGCACUUGGACAUCCAAUUGGAAUGUCUGGCGCACGACUCGUCGUUCAUUUAUGUCACAGUUUAAAACCAGGCGAAAAAGGCGUUGCCGGAAUCUGUAAUGGUGGUGGCGGUGCAUCGAGUAUUAUGAUUGAAAAACUUUGA
Molecule: messenger RNA, 1272 nt
Organism: Rotaria socialis
Lineage: Eukaryota; Metazoa; Rotifera; Eurotatoria; Philodinida; Philodinidae
Source: the annotation of a GenBank genome assembly